GUACCACCUGAAAGAGAGCCCAGAGGGACUGCCACCGAGUGUCAUUUCCCACCCGCAAACACAGGCGUCCUUCGCCGGGAAGAGGCGGUGGGUGCCCCGCCAGGUGUGACGGGGCUCGCCGGGCAGCGGGGACCGGGCUCACCCAGCGUGAGGGCGCCGGGGGAUGCUCCCCGCCCCACGGGCGCCUUCCCGAGCGAGGGGCCGCGCCGCCCUGCCAGAGCCCCUCAGGGCCGCGACUGCUCCCGCGGCGGCGGCGCGGGGAAGGCUCUCAGCCGGCAGCGGAAAAAGGCGAAAGAAGGGAGCGGCACCUCCCGCCGCACUCACCCUCCUCGCGUGGCUCUGCCGCGGCUCCGCGGGGCGGGGAGAACCGGGGCCAGCGCCGGUUUCAGGCGUCAUCGGCCGGCGCCGCCGCCCCACGUGGGGGCCGCGAUGGCGCUGGGCCGGGCCGGGCCGGCGUUCGCCCUCCCGCUGCUGCUGCCGCGGCGGCCGGCGGGCAGCGGGACAGCGGCGGCGGCGGGGAGCCCGCAGCCCCCCGGGGCCGUGGUGCGCGUCCCCUGGGCCCUGCGGCAGCGCCUGCAGCGGGGCGCGCAGCGCCGGCGGCGCGAGCAGGGGCAGGCGGCGGCGCCGCGUUCCGGGAAGCUGCUGCUGCGGAGCCGGCGGCCGGAGCUGAGCCAGCCCCGCUGGCAGACGGUGGGGCGCUGGGAGCAGCCGCCGCUGGUGUCGGCGGGCUGGAAGCACCGGAAGGCGUACGGGGAUUACUUCCAGCUGGAACCCUCGCAGGCGGCGGCUCCCGCCUUGCAGGCGCCGCCGGCUGAGUCGGGACAAGGCCCGACCUUUGCCGAGCUGGGGCUGCAGCCCGCGCUGCUGGCCGGCCUGGAGCGGCUCUCCAUCGGCCGGCCCACGGCCGUGCAGCGCCUCGCCAUCCCCGCGCUGCGCCGCGGCCGCAGCGCGCUGUGCGCCGCCGAGACGGGCAGCGGGAAGACUCUGGCGUACCUGCUGCCGCUGCUGGAGCGCCUGCUCGGCCGCCCCGAGGCGGCGGUGGAGGCGGCGGGGCCGGCGGCGCCCCGCGGGCUGGUGGUGCUGCCGUCGCGGGAGCUGGCGGCGCAGGUGGGCGCGGUGGCGGCGGCGCUGUGCGCGCCCGCGGGGCUGGCGGUGCGCGGCCUGACGGGCGGCGGGGCCGCGGGCGGGCUGCGCAGGCAGCUGCGGGCGCCGCCGCCGGGCCCCGCCGUGCUGCUGGGCACCCCCGGCGCGCUGCGGGAGGCGCUGCGGCGGCGCUUCCUGGCCCUGGAGAGGCUGCGCUGGAUGGUGCUGGACGAGGCGGACUCGCUGAUGGACGAGUCCUUCACGGAGCUGCUGGAGGAGAUCCUGGCGUACGCGCCCCUGGCCGCCGGCGCUCCCGGGCCGGCCGGUCCCGACGAGGAGAGGACGCAGGUGGUGGUGGUCGGAGCCACCUUCCCCGCGGGGCUGAGCGAGACGCUGGCGAAGUUCACUGACGUGGGCCAGUUUGUCACCCUCAGCACCCAGAGCCUGCACCGCCUGCCGCCUCACGUCCAGCAGAAGUUUGUCCGCCUCAAAGGCCGGGACAAGCUGUCCGAACUGCUGCAGCUGCUCAAGGAGCGCCCAUCAUCUGGAGGGGCUGUUCUCAUCUUCUGCAACAGUGCCAGCACCGUCAACUGGCUGGGCUAUAUCCUGGACGACCACAAAAUCAAGCACCUGAGGCUGCAGGGGCAGAUGUCGGCAGCUGCUAGAGCUGGCAUCUUUGCCUCUUUCCAGAAGGGUGAUGUGUCUGUCCUUGUCUGCACUGACCUGGCCUCGCGCGGGCUGGACACCAGCGGUGUGCAGCUAGUGGUCAACUAUGACUUCCCAGACACCCUGCAAGACUACCUGCACCGUGCUGGGAGAGUUGGCCGGGUUGGGAGCAAGGCACCUGGAGCUGUGGUUAGUUUUGUCACCCAUCGGUGGGAUGUGGACCUGGUACGGAAAAUAGAGACUGCAGCCCGGAAAAGGACAGGUCUCCCAGGAAUGGACUCUAUUAAUAAACCUUCACCUAAAGGAAGUUGAUUCCGGCUGCCAGGCAUUCCCUGGUAGGGGCUUACCUUGAGGCCAUUAAGGCAGAGUGAAUGAGCUGCUGUGUGUAAAGCAGAUUGGAAGAAUAGAGUUGAGUUUCAGUACCAGGUGAUCAGGUUAACUUUGUGCACUGUUCUGGAAGCUGCAGUAUUCAUUUGCACAGCCAUCACAAAAUGUGGCUUUCCCAAAGGAAACUAGUAAGUGAGUAACAGAAUGCUUUUGGAGAAUAUUGCAAUUACUUCAUCAGUUGAUUCGGUUUACUUACUUUGAGACAUAAUUUAAAUUCAAAUCCAAAUGAAAGUAUGUUUGUAUGAUAUGCAGUUCUAUUGCAUUUCAUUACUGCCCACCACCAUCAGCAAAUAUUUGUUAUUAAAACUGAAAAAUUUCUGCUUUGGCAGGAGAAAAAAAACCAGUUAAAGACACAAAGGGCUAAAGGACAAAGGAUACUUGUGAUAUAACAGUUCAUUUAGAGAAUUCUAGACCGGAUACCUGUAAAGUAGAGUGGGAAUGAGAAGGCACAAUAAUGUUUGAGGCUCUUUCAAGGCCUUAGUUUGUUAUUUUAUUGUUACCUUUCACUGAGAAAUGGGAUCUUGCUCCUUCAUGUUACGUUAAAUAAAAAGCCCUAAAGUGUUUCCUGUA
This is a messenger RNA of Motacilla alba alba, 2706 nucleotides long. It is a transcript of the gene DDX28, whose product is annotated as DEAD-box helicase 28. The record is from RefSeq and is a predicted model, not a curated record. Gene Ontology annotation, molecular function: ATP binding; nucleic acid binding; RNA helicase activity. NCBI's taxonomy places the organism in Eukaryota, Metazoa, Chordata, Aves, Passeriformes, Motacillidae.